Messenger RNA from Lagenorhynchus albirostris (white-beaked dolphin), 368 nucleotides. Its product is annotated as phospholipid-transporting ATPase ABCA1-like. Lineage: Eukaryota; Metazoa; Chordata; Mammalia; Artiodactyla; Delphinidae. The coding region runs from base 9 to 368 and encodes 119 amino acids. The record is from RefSeq and is a predicted model, not a curated record. The transcript is spliced from 3 exons.
UAAAGAAUAUGAGUUUGGAGCAUACACACCUGGAUUUGAAUUCCGGUUCUGGUACUUAUUGGCUGUGUAACCUUGGAGACAUGCCCUGCUCGGUGGGGGAGGAGGAGUGGACCACCACCCCCGUCCCCCAGACCAUCACGGAGCUCUUCCAAAAUGGGAACCGGACGAUGGAGAACCCCUCCCCCGCCUGCCAGUGUAGCAGCGACAGAAUCAAGAAUAUGCUGCCCGUGUGUCCCCUGGGGGCUGGGGGGCUGCCUCCUCCACAGGCCUUCCCUGACCAGGGAUUGAACCCAGGCCCCCUGAAGUGGAAGCAUAGUGUCCUAACCACUGGACUGCCAGGAAACUCCCUCUCCGACCCCUUUCAAUAG